AUGGACAGGAAAAGAGGAACUUUGCCAGUACUGCCUCUAUCCCAAGAAAGAGAAAUGAAAACUUAUAUCCCCCUUAAAGGGGAAACAAAAAAGAAGUUCAAGGAUCCCAAUGCUCUCAAGAGGCCUCCCUCAUUCUUUUUCUUGUUUUGUUCUGAGUAUCGCCCAAAAAUCAAAGGAGAGUAUCCGGGCCUAUCCAUUGGUGAUGUUGCAAAGAACCUGGGAGAGAUGUGGAAUAACACUGCUGCAGAUGAGAAGCAGCCUUAUGAAAAGAAGGCUGCUAAGCUGAAGGAAAAAUAUGAAAAGGAUAUUGCUGCAUACCGAGCUAAAGGAAAGCCUGAUAUGGCAAAAAAGGGAGUUGUCAAGGCUGAAAAGAGCAAGAAAAAGAAGGAAGAGGGGGAAGCAGAGGAAGAUGAGGAUGAGGAGGAGGAAGAAGAUGAGGAAGAAAAUGAUGAUGAUGAAUAA
Molecule: messenger RNA, 462 nt
Organism: Canis lupus familiaris (dog)
Lineage: Eukaryota; Metazoa; Chordata; Mammalia; Carnivora; Canidae
Product: high mobility group protein B1-like
Exons: 2
Coding region: 1-462 (153 amino acids)
Biological process (GO): regulation of transcription by RNA polymerase II
Molecular function (GO): DNA binding, bending
Source: RefSeq, a predicted model, not a curated record